AUGCCACCUCCUCCAAAAAAAAGGAGAUCUGGUGCUCAACAACGCAAAGCCAGGCAAAAUCGUGCUAACAGCGAACCAUCUGGUGAUAUACUUGUCACUAGUAGUGAUGACAGGUCUGAAGAUCCAAUUGUGUCUCCCAAUAUACCACAAAACGAUAAUUCAAGCAAUGCUUCCGACCAACAGAGUUCACAUGGUGGCAGUAGAUGGCGUAGACGAAGAAACAGGCAUAAAAUAGUCGUAUUAGUUCUGCACGACAAUUUCCCAACUGAAAGUUUGAGUCAAGAGCAGUGUCGAUUGUUACAAACAGCACUGACUGAGCAGAUUACACCUGGCGAGGAAGGGGUAGGUCCACGAUUUGGGGGUUCCGCUUUGCGCAGAGGAUAUCUUGCUCUUACAUGUUUGAAUGUAACCACAAAAAAUUGGGUGAAAAACACGGUGGCUUCAUUACAACCUUGGGAAGACACUCGACUUAAAACGGAGCUAGAGGAGGACAUUCUAACAAAGGUGAAGUUAUGGCUCCCAAAGCCUUAUAGUGGUAUGCAGAUGGAAAAGAUUUUUCAGCUGCUCAAGACUCAAAAUCGUGGGCUGAAGACUGAUGUAUGGAAUAUUGUCACUGAAAAGUCUAAUGCACAGGGGACAAAUGUUACAUUGAGGAUAGAUGAAGCUUCCCUUGAUACUUUGAGGCGUCUCAAAAUGCAGGCGUGUCUAGGGCUUGAUAAAGUGUUGUUUAGGUUUCUUGAUCAGUGA
Molecule: messenger RNA, 747 nt
Organism: Acanthoscelides obtectus
Lineage: Eukaryota; Metazoa; Arthropoda; Insecta; Coleoptera; Chrysomelidae
Source: the annotation of a GenBank genome assembly